GACACACUGACAGUUGACACAGAAGAAUUUGUUAUUUUUGUGUAGGUUUGUCGUGUGAAUUAUCUUGAUUUCCUACUAAAUUUAAGCUUAUUUAAUACAUAUAUUAACAGAAAAUGCUAGAAGUAACCUGCAAUGAUCGUCUGGGAAAGAAAGUUCGUGUUAAAUGUAAUCCUGAUGAUACUGUUGGCGAUCUCAAGAAGUUAAUAGCAGCACAAACUGGAACACGAUACGACAAAAUCGUCUUAAAGAAAUGGUACACCGUGUUCAAAGAUCACAUCAAACUAUCUGAUUAUGAAAUUCACGAUGGGAUGAACUUGGAGCUGUACUAUCAAUAAGAAAAAUAUUUUAGGUAAUAAAUGAUAAUCUGUAAUAAGUUUACUAUAAUAUGGGUAGAAAUAAAAUGUACACAUAAAAAUAAUAAGUUUACUUAUCAUAAUGGAUACAAAUUUGCUCAUUAAAAGAAUAUAGAGCAAAUUAAAUAACAACAUGUAAAUUUAACCUUUUGGCUAAUCACAAUACUUGAUUGUAU
This is a messenger RNA of Colias croceus (clouded yellow), 529 nucleotides long. RefSeq names its product ubiquitin-like protein 5 (gene ubl). The record is from RefSeq and is a predicted model, not a curated record. NCBI's taxonomy places the organism in Eukaryota, Metazoa, Arthropoda, Insecta, Lepidoptera, Pieridae. Gene Ontology annotation, biological process: mRNA splicing, via spliceosome; protein modification process. Gene Ontology annotation, cellular component: cytoplasm; nucleus. The coding region runs from base 114 to 335 and encodes 73 amino acids. Gene Ontology annotation, molecular function: protein binding; protein tag activity. The transcript is spliced from 3 exons.